GCACCAUCGGUCGGGACGACCUCAACGACUCGCGAGAGCACUUGCUCAUCCUUCUGAAUUCCUUUUCCUCAUUCCUUUUUCUAGGGACUCGAUUCUCAUCUCAUCUUCUUUCCUCUAUUCCUUCUUUCUCUCUCUCGUCCCCACCAAACAUCACCACCAACCACCCAAGUGCGAUACUAUACUAUAUCCCAUCAUGGCUCCAGCUGUCCCACCCGCGGUCAUCUUCGACCUUCAAAACGUCCACACAGCACUCUCUGCCCCUGUGCCUGACCAAGAAGCCCUUGUCAACAUCAUUGGACGAAGAGAGUACCAGCAGUUGGUUAACCUUGCUCGCCACUACAAGGCCACGUACUCGGUCGAUCUUUCCGCAGAGCUCAACAGGCGCAUCAUCGGAAGCGUGGGAUCAUUACUGGCGGGUGCCUGUCAGCACAAGAUUUUGGCUCAAGUUCACUACCUUCAUCGUGCAGGCAAAUCCAACCGCAAGUACGAGGCCCUGAGGAAGAAGGACACCGCUGUCGAGGUCUUUUGCGAGAUCUUGGUGGGAAGAACCCCCGAGGACUUACGGGAACUCCGCGAGGCGUUUACCGCUGUGCACAAUGCUGACAUCCAGGCGCACGUUCUCUCCUACCUUAAAGAUGAUCUCACCAAGACCUUUUUCAUUGACAUCCUCAAGGACAAGGAAGAUAAGCCUGUGGAGAAUGUCGGGGCAGAGAUCGAGCGCCUGCACCAACUGCUCCAAGCACAGGAAAUCCCCGCGUUGCUCAAAUACGUUUCCUCGCUCACCACAGCUCAGCUCCAUACCGUCGUCAAAUCUUACAAUGCCCACUACAUGGACGCGCACGUAGUGACGACCAUUGAGAAAAACUUCAAGCACAAAGGCGAACAUAUUGAUAUCAUCCUGUUUACAAUCAUGCAGGCGGCCGACCCUGCCCGCCAUGUUUCCCUGUUGUUUGAAGAGUCGAUGUCGGGCCUGGGUACCAAUGAGGAUCAGCUUUCGAGACUGGUCGUAGUUAACCGCGGAAAGUUCAUGGAUAAGGUCAAGGCCACAUACCAAAUGGACUACAGCCGUACUUUGGCGGACCGUGUCAGGGGAGAUACAUCGGGUCUUUAUAGCAACUUGAUCUGUCAUAUGAUUAACCAAACCAUCUAAAUGCUUUGAGCAGAAGUAUGUCCGUGGGGCACUGAGACAUGGCGCGAUUGUAAAGCAGUUGCAUAUAGCAAAAUUAAAUUAUCAGACGAGAAAAGGAAUGCGUGGGCUACAAUGCUCCUUGAAAGCUGCUUCAUGGCUGGUUUCUUCUCAAAGUGGAAAUGAAAAUAGAGACAUGGACUGUUUGCAUCGAGGAUUCUCCACUUUUUGCUCCUCAGAAGGCUGUUUCCGAUUUGCGAGACCCUUUGACCAAUUCAAGAACUUAUGCAUCGGGAGAUUAUGCGCCUACUAUAGC
Messenger RNA from Gamsiella multidivaricata, 1442 nucleotides. RefSeq lists its product as uncharacterized. The coding region runs from base 194 to 1150 and encodes 318 amino acids. The transcript has 5 exons. Gene Ontology annotation, cellular component: cytoplasm. The record is from RefSeq and is a predicted model, not a curated record. NCBI's taxonomy places the organism in Eukaryota, Fungi, Mortierellomycota, Mortierellomycetes, Mortierellales, Mortierellaceae. Gene Ontology annotation, molecular function: calcium ion binding; calcium-dependent phospholipid binding.